Messenger RNA from Miscanthus lutarioriparius, 1407 nucleotides. The record is from the annotation of a GenBank genome assembly. Lineage: Eukaryota; Viridiplantae; Streptophyta; Magnoliopsida; Poales; Poaceae.
AUGGACUCUCUCCUCGCCAGCUACGCCUCUUCCGACGAAGACGCCGACGAGGCCCCACCUGCUCCUGCUCCUGCCCCUUCCCCGCCCCCCCCCCGCCGCCGCCUCCGGUGGCGGCGCAGGCGGACUCUUCUCCUCGCUCCCGCAACCCAAGUCCGCCCCCGCCCCGCUCUUCUCCUCCUCCCGGCGCCCAAAUCCACCCCAGCGCCGCUCUUCUCUCUCUCUCGGCUCCCAAAUCCUCCCCCCCCCCGCCCCGCCCCUACCCCCAUCCCCACCUUCUCCUCCAUCCCGGCGCCCAAGUCUUCCGGAGGAAACCCUAAGCGCGUCGUCCAGUACCGCCCGCAGCCGAUCCGGCAGCCCACAGGCGACAGCUCCGACGAGGACGAGGACGACGCCAAGAAGCGCCGCGCCAGCAACAACGAGGCGCGCUUACCACCCGUGUCGGCUGGCUCGGGGCCCGUGUCCUCGUUCCUCCCGCCGCCGAAGCACUCGCUCGGGCUCGUCGCCGGCUCUGGCGCCGGAGCCAGGAGGUCGGCAAUCGAUACGGCUGCGCCGGAGAAGCCAAAUCUCGGCGCUGCCGUACCUUCAAGCUCGGUUGCCAACACAGGAGCCCCGGAAAGGCCCGACAGUGACGCGUCUGAUGACGACGAUUCGGACAAUAGCGGCAAUGAGGAGGACAUGCCUGCUCCAGAGCUGGAGGAGGAACACCAAGAGCAGCAAAGUUUUAGUGCUGCAGCUGCAGAGCAGCAGCAAGGCCAUGAUGCUGGAGCUGGGAGCACUAGUGGAUAUGAAACCUAUGCAUGGGAUCCAAACUACUAUGCCCAAUACGGUGCGAACUAUGGCUGGGAUCCUAGCGCCAGUGCAAAUUAUGCGGAUGGAACACAUUAUUCCGCUGGCGCCAGUGCAAAUUAUGCAGAUGGAACACAUUAUGCAGCAUAUGGAGGAGGGCAAAGUGGAGGGUAUGCUAGUUCGCAAGGAGGGGAGCAUGGCAGCGGAUACGACCAUGUUGUGGCAGUGCCAUAUGGAGUAGAUUAUACUGGAGGGUAUGGUCAUGAGGUAGCAUCAACCACGUUGCCACCGGUGCAAGAACCAGUACUGCCACCAGAGAUGGGUAGGAUUGGAGGGAAGAGAGGUAGGAAUGAUAUGCCGGCCCAGAUUUUAGAGGUAAAUCAAGCAGAGCUGAUGAAGAACAGACCAAAGCAGGAUAAGUCCAAGCUCACAGGGUUGGCCUUUGGUCCUAGUUAUCAGCCUGCCCCUUCCGCGAAAGGAAAGCCAUCCAAGUUGCAUAAAAGGAAACACCAGAUCAGUUCUCUGUACUUCGACAUGAAGUCAAAGGAGAUGGAGCUUGCGGAGAGGCGUUCUAAAGGCAUUCUCACGAAAGCAGAAACUCAAGCAAAAUAUGGCUGGUGA